Molecule: messenger RNA, 719 nt
Organism: Linepithema humile (Argentine ant)
Lineage: Eukaryota; Metazoa; Arthropoda; Insecta; Hymenoptera; Formicidae
Source: RefSeq, a predicted model, not a curated record
UGCAAUUAGCCUCUUAUUUGCUGUUAACAAAACAACGUAAAAGUAGAAAUCGAAGAUGGUGGAUGCUACCAGAUAAGCGAGAAAGACCUCAUUUAGGAGCAUACACUACUUUAUUUUAAAGUAUAAACACACAAAUCAUGAAGAAUUUUAAAAUGAUGAGACUUACAGUAGAACAAUUUGAAGAACUGCUCAAUUUGACUAGGUCUGCCUUGAUAAAGACUAGUAUGCGAGAAUCUCUGGAUCCUGAAUUCCGUCUAGCAUUUACAGUGUGCUUUCUAGCAUCAGGGGACAGUUUUCCUUCAAUGGCCAGAUAUUGGCGCAUAGGCAGAUCAACAUCUUAUAAAAUAAUUACAGAAACAUGCAAUGUUAUUUGGCAACGUCUUCAAGGAACAUAUUUGAAGCCUCCUUCUCAAAAGGAGUGGAAAAAUAUUGAGAAAGGUUUUUAUGAUCGAUGGAAUUUUCCCAAUUGUGUUGGAGCUCUAGAUGGAAAGCACAUCCGUGUGCAAUGUCCACCCAAUUCUGGUUCAGCAUACUAUAACUACAAAGGAUAUUAUAGCAUAGUAUUGCUAGCUACAUGUGAUGCCAAUUAUGCAUUUACUUUUGUAGACAUUGGAGAUUAUGGAUCAUUAUCAGACACAAGUAUCCUCAGUGCAUCGGCAUUUGGACGUGCUCUAGAACGUGAUGAAUUAGAUCUGCCACCACCAAAGGUAUUACCGAAC